AUGUCCGAGAUGUCCGACGAUACGAAGAUCAUUUUUUUGAGCGAUGCGGAUCUUACGGCUCUCAAGUUCCUUGGUCCUGACGCUGCUCAGGGGGUCAUGAAUCUCAUCACGUCCCUCAGGAGUGUACCUCAGUACUUCGGAUGGCUCACUGUGGAUCAGGUCGGGUGCCUCAACACCCAGCUCAAGUACCGACCACGUCCUCCGCCGCCGUCCCGAACCCUGCCCACGUCCAGCAAUAUUACGCUUCUUUCCCAGGCGUCCGAGUUCUCAGUUGGCGAUGACAAUCACAUCUCGCCCUUCGAGCGCGCAUACUUCUACAACGGCGUCGCCGACGACCCUCCUCCCCUCUUCCAGCGUUCCGAUCUCGUGCAGCGUCCUUUCCCCAUCCCUCAAAAGCGGCCUGCAGAGAGGUACUCCACCACUCCUGUGAAGACUGCCCACACCGCCAACCACCCUAUCCUCAAGAACAACUUUUGGAAGGAGUCGGUUGCUCCUGAGAUCAUCGCCUUGUGCCAGGAGGCGAGUCGUGGCAUUCGCGUCUCAACGAUGCUACCUGUGCGCUUCUCUACCCUUGAUGAAGACGACAAGGACGUAUUCGACGACCACAUCGUUCUGUGGAUCUCCGUUCAUCCUAACACCACCAAGGAGACCUCCUGCCGUAAUGCCAAUGCCCCCAUCCUCGACAUCUUCGCCAAAUACAAGAUCCACGACGUCGCUGUCCACUGGAUCGAGGGCGCUGUGGAGUCGCUCGCUGGUCCUCCUGAGAUGAUGUCUUCCGCCAGCGACACCAACCCGACUCACUGGAUCCGCCGAGCUCUCACGACCGUCCUGGGCAUCCCCCUCGUUGCACAGGACAUGGCGUACACCGGUUCGCAGGGCUCACUCGGUCUCUACUUUCACCGUGGUAAAGACAAACACGGCAAGAAGAGCCAGGAGGUCAUGGCAAUCACCAAUAAGCAUGUCGUGUCCAAGAAGACCGACGCGGACUACGAGUACCCGCAGGGUGCACGUAAACAGUAUAUCCAGAACUGCGGGCAUCGUCGUUUCGGGCAGCUCCUCAAUGAAACUCGUGCCCUGCUUGGUGAGAAGCUCGGUUACGCCACGCUGUUCGCUGGACAGCUCACGAAGCUAUUGGCGGAUCGACCUGAGGAAGAAAAUGCAAGCUACAACAUGGACUUGAAGUAUAAGGAGCAAGACUUGCAGAGGGUGGGGUCCGACGUCUGUAUUCUCAGUGACUUCCUGAGGAUCCUCAAGUCCACUUGGAGCGAUCCCCUUGAUCGCAUCGUCGCCUGGGUCGACUGGGCACCCAAGAUUGCCAACAAUCUCGACUCCCGCCGCUACACUCGCGACAUAGGCGUCAUGACGCUCGAAAAGGACAAGUUCGUCAAGAAUUUCAAGGGCAAUGUCGUCUACCUAGCUGGCAAGUUCACCCCCGACGAGAUCGUCGUCUGCUUCUGCCCCAACGCCACCAAUCCCCCCGAUUUUGGGGUGCGUGACGCUGCAGGCCUCUCUACCCCGUACUGCCUCGACGAUAACGACAACCCAUGCUUCACCGUCGCCAAGGACGGGCAGGCGACCGACCUCACCUUUGGUCGCCAGUCCGAACUCGAGGCGUACACCUGUAGGGACCUCGAGGGCGAGUCCUGGGAGGUUGCAGUCCUCAACUUCGGGGGCAGAAAGCAUGCCAUCUUCAACGCAGAGGGCAGGCUGGUCGCCCUCCUGCAUUCUGGAAUGCCCCGUGGAUCGUCCAACCAUGUCACGUUCGGAACUCCUGGUCACUACGUCAUGGAGCUCGUCAGGCAACAGUACCCCGAUGCCGAUUUCUCCCGCUGCAAGUACGACGACGACGACGCAACCGCAGCCUAA
Molecule: messenger RNA, 1866 nt
Organism: Epithele typhae
Lineage: Eukaryota; Fungi; Basidiomycota; Agaricomycetes; Polyporales; Epitheliaceae
Exons: 7
Coding region: 1-1866 (621 amino acids)
Source: RefSeq, a predicted model, not a curated record